Molecule: messenger RNA, 393 nt
Organism: Gilbertella persicaria
Lineage: Eukaryota; Fungi; Mucoromycota; Mucoromycetes; Mucorales; Choanephoraceae
Exons: 2
Coding region: 1-393 (130 amino acids)
Cellular component (GO): mitochondrion
Source: RefSeq, a predicted model, not a curated record
AUGUUUACACGUCGUUUUUCGAGUUAUAAGAAAUAUGCUCAACAGUUCAAAAGUAAGCCUGGGUCUUACAUGACUUCAUUUGCCAUCUUACAUGAAUUGACUGCGGUUGCUCCUUUUCCAUUCAUCUAUUUUGCACUUGAUAAUUCUAAUCUGAAGAUUCCUUUUCCUGAAUCUGUUGUUUCUGAAGGCAAUCGAUUUAUUAACAAGGCACGCGUGUAUUAUAAAUAUGAACCAUUAGAAGCAGAUAACCGUGUCAUGGUCAAUUUGGUUACAACAUAUUGUAUUGUGAAGGCAUUAUUACCUGUACGUUUAGCAGCAUCUGUGGCCAUGACACCUUUUUUUGCUGAAAAGUUGAUUGGACCUAUGUUCCAGUUUGUUCGCAAACAGUUUUGA